Messenger RNA from Aspergillus welwitschiae, 2253 nucleotides. RefSeq lists its product as uncharacterized. Gene Ontology annotation, molecular function: DNA binding; zinc ion binding; DNA-binding transcription factor activity, RNA polymerase II-specific. The transcript is spliced from 5 exons. The record is from RefSeq and is a predicted model, not a curated record. Gene Ontology annotation, biological process: DNA-templated transcription; regulation of DNA-templated transcription. Lineage: Eukaryota; Fungi; Ascomycota; Eurotiomycetes; Eurotiales; Aspergillaceae. Bases 1 to 2127 code for a protein of 708 amino acids.
AUGGCUCCUUCCAUUCGGGCGCUGCUGGCCUCUCAGACCAACGAGCAUUCGCACAAAUUAUUGAUCCCCCGAGCACAAGCCCGGGUGCGAACCUUAAACGCUCGAUCCCGCACAUCGCAAGCCUGUGACGGGUGUCGAAAGCGCAAAGCUAAGUGCAAUGGGACGAAGCCGACGUGCAGCCACUGUGAAGGACUGGCAAUCGAGUGCACGUACUCAGAACAGAGACGUUCUAGAGAAAGGAAGGAGUUGGAUGAAUUAAGGUGCAUAAUAAAAGGCCAUGAAUACAUGAUACGAUCAAUCAUUUCCCGAUCGUUCAAUUCCUUGCCAUCCACCGUUGCAGAACCUUCAGGCUGGCUUGCGCAACAGAAUUUCGCGCAGGUCCCACGAGCCUCUCGUACAGUGACACAGCAGAAUGGUCUAGAAGGUUUGGGCAAUGCGCUGCAAGUACUACAGGACCGACUCUACGAGCUGCAUCGGAUCUAUGAAGCCAUCCAUGACUGUGAUCUGGAGAAACUGCCAUCCGUGAUAAAUACCAUCCGCCACAGCAUAUCGGCCCAUGACGCCGCGACACGCCUGGUUAGACAAGUUCCAGAACAGCGACCUGUCAUCAGCCUGGAAAAUAUGCAGCAGGUCUGGAUAACCCAAUUAUCAGGCCAAGCACAGAUGGUCGAACGGCAGCCCCCCUACAGCGUCAACGCGAUUGGGUUGUGGUCGGACCAGGUCGAUAACACCACCGCAUCGCAUCUGUUCUCCUUAUUCUUCGUCUGGGAGAAUCCCACGUGGCGAUUGAUCGAGCCUAGCUUGUUCCUUAACCAUUUCCAUCGCGGAGAGACUGGCUUCUGCUCCUCUUUGUUGGUCCAUGUUAUCCUCUUCUAUGCAUGUCAUUUCUCAUACAACCUGGCAAAACCCUGGGACCGUCGCAGAGAGACGGAGGUUGCCAAACUGCUUCUCACGGUUGUUGAGAAGUACUGGCGCCGGGAUAAGAACAGAAUCUGCCUCCCUACUAUGCAGUCAAGCUUACUCCUCGGACUGUUCUUUUGCGCCAUGGGUAGGGACAAAAUUGGGGUUCGUUAUAUCCAAUAUGGCGCGCUGAUGGCGUUGCAGCUCGGUCUCCAUACUUCAUCAGCAGAGACUUUCCGUGCGCACUGUGAGACGGAUGCGGAGUCAAACUUGCGAGCACAUAAGAUUACCGCUUGUGCAGUCUAUGACAUUGAGUUAAUAUCGGCCCAAGUGUCUGGAAGGCCAUCCGUUUGGUCGCAGCCCCCGGAAAUAUUCAUAGACGAAGGCGAAGCACGCGAUGGGGAUCUCAAUGAACAGUGGACUCCAUACCCUUUUACCACCCCCCUGUACAGGCCAUACACGAACACAAGCACGUGGGCUCGUCGUACUUUCCUCAUCAUCGUCAACGAUGUGGUUCAGCUGUCCUCCCAGUCGGGCAUCCCAACCGACCCGCACCGUUGGGAAAGGGCUGCCAUACUCUACCAGAGACUCGAUACCUUCAAGAAGACUCUUCCAGCCGUUUUGGAAGUUGAAAAAAACAGAUUGCCACAUAACAUUUGUCUACACCUCUACUACUACACAACGGUCGUCAACCUCUGUGGGAUGUUCAGAGCUGGUCCACACAGUCUAAUAGAAAGUGGUUCAACCAGAUCAAUAAACUUCAACCCCAAUAAGAUUCUGGAGGAAGCCAUGGAGUCGAUGGGAACACUCAUAUUGUUAUACCGCGCUUGUCAUGGCUGGAAAUCCAUCCCCGUGGUUAUGAUGCACUACUUUCUCGUCGUCGGCGUUCACGCCGCCUCGCGUUUGGAGUGUGAGAAAUGGCGCGAGAUACUGGUGAGUUGUGUGGCGGGUCUCUGGCACAUGAGCCUGGUAUGGCGGCUCUGCCGUGCCUUUCUGCGGACUUUUGAGCUGGUACUCUCAAGCGUGGCUCCUGAACUGGUUCCAGAAGAGGUACGAUCGAUCUUGGAUGAGCAUCAUGCGAAGUUCUGGACCCGGGGAGAGCUUGAAUCGCUGGCAGCCAACUACGUUGUCCAUCAUUACCCCAAACGGCAACUUGAGGAAGGUAACAGCGGCAGUGGCUGUUUCCAUGGCGAGCGUCUGGAACAUGUCAUUAGGGGGUUUGGUUGAGAUAUUACCGAUGAGAAUAAGGUAUGACGAAGUAGAGCCACCUUGAAUUCCUUUUAGUAGAGGUGAGUGGGGAAACGAGUCAUUUGGGAACUGUGAACCGGUUCGGGCUGGCAUCGAUGCUUGGCU